Molecule: messenger RNA, 2647 nt
Organism: Pimephales promelas (fathead minnow)
Lineage: Eukaryota; Metazoa; Chordata; Actinopteri; Cypriniformes; Leuciscidae
Product: interferon-induced GTP-binding protein Mx2
Biological process (GO): defense response to virus; receptor internalization; synaptic vesicle budding from presynaptic endocytic zone membrane
Cellular component (GO): cytoplasm; plasma membrane; synapse
Molecular function (GO): GTPase activity; microtubule binding; GTP binding
Source: RefSeq, a predicted model, not a curated record
AUCGACAUGAAUAUUGUGUUUGGGUGAAACCUAAAUUAAAUAUUUUUCUUUAGAGUUAUCCAAUAACAAGGACAUUAACUAUUCUCAGAACUAACUUUGUUUUUUCCUCUUUUGUUUUUCUAUAAAAUGAACAGUUCACGCGUAUUUUCUUUAUUCUCUUCUCCAGAUCAAAGAACUGAUGAUGAUGAAGACAGUGAUAGCUCUCAAACUGAAAGUGAGCAAAUGAAGGGAGCAGUUCACAGUCAUUUAGAGAGGAGCAUUCGUCCGUACAUCGAUCUGAUUGACACUCUGCGGUCUGUUGGCAUUCACAAGGACGUGGCAUUAGCGACUAUUGCAGUGAUCGGAGACCAAAGUUCUGGGAAAAGCUCUGUGUUGGAAGCGCUGUCUGGAGUUGCGUUACCAAGAGGAAGUGGAAUUGUCACCAGAUGUCCACUAGAGCUGAGGCUGAAGAAGGUUACAGGUAAAGUCAACUGGAAAGCUGUUCUGUCCUACCGAAAGAAGAGAAUUGAAUUUGUGCAUUCUUCAUUGGUUGAAAGACAUGUUGAAACAGCCCAGAAUGAGCUGGCAGGAAGUGGGGUAGGAAUAUGUGAUGAGCUCAUCACUUUAGAGGUCAUGUCACCAGAUGUGUGUGACCUCACACUGAUCGAUCUACCUGGAAUUGCCAGAGUCCCAGUAAAAGGACAGCCAGAGGAUAUUGGAUACCAGAUUAAAAGACUCAUAACAAAGUUUAUUGAGAAGCAAGAGACUAUAAACCUGGUGGUGGUCCCUUGUAACACUGACAUUGCAACAACAGAGGCAUUAAAAAUGGCACAAGAAGUAGAUCCUGAGGGCCGAAGAACUAUCGCUGUUUUGACCAAGCCAGAUCUCAUAGACAAGGGAACUGAGAAGAACAUUCUGGACAUUGUCCGCAACAAAGUGAUUCCUCUCCACAAAGGUUACAUCAUGGUGAAGUGUAGAGGACAACAGCAGAUCGAUGAGAACAUUCCUCUGGAGGAGGCGACAGAAAUGGAGAGAGAUUUCUUCCAAAAGCAUGACCAUUUCAGUUGCCUCUUGGAUGAGGAUAAAGCAACUAUUGAAUGUCUUGCGGUCAAACUGACACAAAAUCUUGUUGAUCAUAUCAAAAAAUCACUGCCACAGCUCAUUGAGCAGAUAAUAACACAGUUGUGGGAAGUGAAGAAUGAGCUCAAGGAGUGUGAAGCUGGACCGCCACAGGACACUAAGGGAGCCAAACAGUUCCUCAUUGAGAUCCUAACAAGAUUCAAUGAACAAAUCAACUCCUUGUCAUCAGGGGAGCUGAUUAAUCCAGAAAAUAUGUUUGUCCAGCUUCGGGCUGAAUUCAAGAAGUGGAAUGAUCAUCUUAACAGCACAAAGCCAACCUUUUGCAGUUUGAAAGAGUUUAGCCAGAAUUACAGAGGGAGGGAACUGCUCGGUUUCAGCAACUACAGUGGGUUUGAGUUGGUUCUGCGGGAGCAUGUGGCCAAACUUAAGAAGCCAGCCAUUGAAUUGCUCAUUGCAAUCAAAGCCAUCAUCCUCAAGCAAUUCAAAGAUGUGUCCUAUCGAUGUUUUCAGAACUACCAUGUACUUCGAAACAUUACUAUGAACAAAAUCUACAAUAUUCAGUCAAGUCAAGAAGACAAAACAGAGCAGAGGAUCUCAGAGCAGUUUGAAAUGGAAAACGUGGUCUACACUCAAGAUCCCAUCUACUUGAAGUUCUUGAACGAGAUUAGCGAAGAGACAUUUUCAGAAGAUCAGUUACCUGUCUUUGACAUAAAAAGCAAGUACAGUGAAAUGCUCCAGGCAUAUUAUGAGAUUGUGGUGCAGCGAAUGGCUGACCAACUGCCCAUGAUGAUCUUGUUUUUCAUGUUGAAGCAGACUGCUCAGCUUCUGUCUACUGAAAUGUUGACUUUACUGGAUGGGGCAAAUGUGAGCGAGCUCCUGUUUGAGGACUCUGAAGUUGGCACAAGACGCAGAUACCUACAGGCUCGCUUGGACCGUUUGACUGCUACCCAGGAAGCACUUAGUGAUUUUAAUUGAGGGACCUGUAACUGACUUAUCAUGUCAUGUGAUUUCUUGAUCUCCUCGUGUGUUCUUCUACUUCUUUUGAUGUCUUAUGGCAGUUGUCAAACCAGUUUAUGAUGCAUAUUCCACCACCUACUGGGAUGGUGUGUGUGGUGUUGAUAUCAAGAGUAAAUGUAAAACCUAUAUUUCAUUAUAUAACUGUAAUUUUCAGGAAAUUUCUAAGAGUUUUAUGAAUUUUAUAAGAACUGUUUAGCAAAAUCUGUAAUCUCAGAGAAUUAAUACCAGCAAAUUUUAACUCCUCUUUUAACUGGAGUCAUUUUUUUCCAGUCAAACGGCCUACUUUUUAAAUCAACACAUGCUCCACUCUUUCUGGAAGUUCAUAAUAAUUACACUGACUGGAUUCAUGUUUCCCUAUCAUCUGGAUUGAUUUAUAAAGAGUGUACAUUUUUUAAUCAAGAUAUAUCGUCCCUUCUAUAACCAUAAGCGGCUCUUAAACGACUUUUUUUAUGUUGGCUAUAUUAUACAAAUAUUGCUGUUUGUUUCCUUUAUCUCACCUCUCUUGCCACAUCUUUCAGAAAGCUACUUUAAUUAAACUUUUAAUUUACUCUUUUCAAGGGUAGGAAGCCUG